GCGCCUUUACUUUUAGCCUUGGCACUUUGUCACUCGGCACUCGUCUGUCUCUGUGUUGUUCUCAGUCGUAUUUAACUUUUAAGUGAUUAAAGUUUUUUAAAGUUACCAGUUUCAUCACUCGUCGGUUUUUUUAAGUUCUGCCUGGAUUAUCUUCUGAUCCCGAUUGCCGCAGCUUAUCCAGAAUGCCUCCAAAAAGAAAUACUCCUAAAAAAGCCAGAGGGGGAAGGAGUGUGCGCAGCACACCUUCUCAUCCUUCUCAAGCAUCACAAAAUGAAGGGGACUUUGUAAUCGAACCGUCUGAUCCUUUCUCCAUUCCCCUAACUCCAGGACAAGCACUUCAAAAUUUCGAGAUAUUGGGGGAUGAGAAUAUGAGCUCACCGUUAAAUUACGGUACUCCCAGUUUGUUAUCUUCUCACAAAACUCCAGCAUCAGUCACUCGUACUACUGUUCCUAAACCUCGCAGAGAUGUUGGCCAGGACCAGCACAUCAGACAAGUCAAUUUGAGUUCAGAGCCUGAUGCAGAUUCUGGUGAUUCAGCUUUUUGUCCAACUCUAGUAAUUUGGGGUACAGAUGUCGUCGUUGCAAAAUGCAAAGCAAAAUUUCAAACGUUUAUUAAGGAGUUUAUUGGUAGCUACAUCGAUGAUAUUUCACAUACUGACAGUGCUCAGAGUGGUACGAUUUAUCUAAAACGACUGGAUACGAUUCAAGAAUUGGAAGAACCUUUUCUGAAUGUUAAUUGUGCCCAUUUGGAACAAUAUAACAUGGAACUCUAUCGGCAAUUGAUUUGCUACCCUCAAGAAGUCAUUCCGGCUCUUGAUAUGGCAGCAAAUGAGCUAUACUUCUCUAGGCACCCUGAUGCAGUGUUGCACCACCCGAUUCAAAUACGCCCGUUCAAUGCUGAAAAGACAAGAAACAUGAGGAACUUGAACCCAGAAGAUAUUGACAGCUUGAUUACAAUUAGUGGGAUGGUGAUAAGAACAAGUGAUAUUAUUCCUGACAUGCGUGAGGCUUUUUUCAAAUGUAGCGUCUGUGGCUAUACGACAACUGUUGAAAUUGAUAGAGGGCAGAUAAAUGAGCCAACUUUAUGCGUCCACUGCAACUCGCCUUUUUCAUUUUCAUUAAUACACAACCGGUGCUCUUUUACUGACAAACAAAUAGUCCGUCUCCAAGAAUCGCCUGAUGAUAUGCCUGCUGGGCACACACCUCACACUGUUACAUUACAUGUCCAUAACAGUUUGGUAGAUUUUGUUCAAGCUGGUCAGAGAGUGAGUGUUACAGGGAUUUUCAGAUCUGUGCAAAUAAGAGAAAAUCCAAGGAUGCGCACUACCAAAGCCUUGUAUAAAACUCACAUCGAUGUAUUGCACUUCCAUAAAGUCGAUUCAAAGCGACUUUUAGAACAGGGUGACAAACCCCGUAAAUUACCACCCGGGCGAAUUGACGCAAUGAUAGGCUUAAGUCAAAGGGCUGAUUUAUAUGAAAGAUUGGCACACUCUAUUGCCCCUUCAAUAUUUGAAAAUGAAGAUGUAAAAAAGGGCAUUCUUUUGCAAUUGUUUGGUGGCACGAGGAAGACUUUUAAUAUUAUGGGUCGUUCUUCAUUCAGGUCAGAGAUUAAUGUGUUACUCUGUGGUGAUCCUGGUACGAGUAAAUCUCAAUUAUUGAGUUAUGUUUACAAUUUAGUACCAAAAUCACAGUACACAAGUGGGAAGGGUUCUUCCGCUGUGGGCCUAACUGCAUACGUAUCAAAAGAUCCUGAAUCUCGUCAGCUUGUUUUGCAAACAGGAGCUUUAGUUAUGGCAGAUAAUGGAGUUUGUUGUAUUGAUGAGUUUGAUAAAAUGAAUGAUACGACUAGAAGUGUUUUACACGAGGUCAUGGAACAGCAAACGCUGAGUAUUGCCAAAGCUGGAAUUAUUUGCCAACUUACAGCACGAACUGCAAUCCUUGCUGCUGCAAAUCCUGUAGGCUCUGAAUGGAACAAGAAUCGGACAAUUAUUGAUAAUAUCAAGCUUCCCCAUACUCUUCUUUCCAGGUUUGAUCUUAUUUUUCUAAUGCUGGAUCCACAGAGUGAACUGUAUGACCGAAAACUUGCGAGGCAUUUAGUCUCUCUGUACCACAAAGCGCAAAGCAUAGUCGACGAUGAAUUCUUGGACGUGAGUGUACUACGAGAUUAUAUCGUCUAUGCGAGAGAAAACAUUCACCCAACUUUAUCAGAAGCAGCUAGAAAUUUAUUAGUCAGCUCUUACGUUGAAAUGAGAAAAGUCGGUAGCGGCAGAGGGCAAAUCAGCGCUUACCCUAGGCAAUUAGAAUCGCUUAUUCGUUUGUCCGAAGCACAUGCAAAAAUGAGAUUGUCACACACCGUGGAAGUGUCUGACGUUGAAGAAGCAAAAAGAUUAUACAGGGAAGCACUGAAACAGUCUGCAACGGAUCCCCUCUCAGGCAAAAUCGACGUGACUAUUUUAACCACUGGUUUAAGUGUUGCCGCACGUAAGAAAAAACAAGAAAUAAUUGACUCGUUACAAAAUUACUUCAAAAACAAGGCUAAAGGCUCUACAAUUGCUUACCAGAAGUUGUACAAAGAACUUAGAGAUUCGUCACAAAUUGUUGUUACUAGAGAAAUGUUGGAUGAUGCUCUUAAAGAACUUCAAGAGGAAGGUGUUUUAUCCAUGUCUAACAAGUUCACCAUAAAAUUAUUGUAAUGGGUUGUCAAUAAAUUUUUGUUUUACACCAUA
Cimex lectularius (bed bug) is the source of this 2726-nucleotide messenger RNA. It is a transcript of the gene dpa, whose product is annotated as DNA replication licensing factor MCM4. The transcript is spliced from 15 exons. The record is from RefSeq and is a predicted model, not a curated record. The coding region runs from base 183 to 2693 and encodes 836 amino acids. NCBI's taxonomy places the organism in Eukaryota, Metazoa, Arthropoda, Insecta, Hemiptera, Cimicidae. Gene Ontology annotation, cellular component: nucleus; MCM complex. Gene Ontology annotation, molecular function: single-stranded DNA binding; single-stranded DNA helicase activity; ATP binding. Gene Ontology annotation, biological process: mitotic DNA replication initiation; DNA strand elongation involved in DNA replication; double-strand break repair via break-induced replication.